UGCUUUCCUUUUCUUUUGCAGUUUUGGGCACACUCAUCUGUAGAAACUGUGUGGUUAGUUUUAUUUUGUUGGAUGUGCCUCAUUAUAACACUCAAGCUUUUAAGUUCUGAAAUAGCAGAGAUCAGUUUCUGGAAGGUUGAAAAUUUUUAGUCUAAUUGUAAGUGUGAAAUUUGAUGGCUUCUGAUGUAUGUAUGACACCAGAUAAGAUGUUGACUCAUGUAUAAAUGAUAAAAUAUGUAUUUAAUAAUUAACCAUCUUUAAAGUGUUUCUUUGGAGUACUGAGGGGAAAAUAAAUCCGAAGGCAUCCAACUAAACAGAUUGAGGAUCUCAUUUUGCAUUCUUUAAAAGAACACUAUCCCUAAGGAUUCAUGAGUUGGAGAUGAAUGAUGUAACGUUUCAAUAAACGAUUCGUACUCCAUUUCAGUAGAAGUUACUUUUUGUUACUUGAUUGAAAAUAAUCUUUAUCAUUUUCACAUCUUUAAAACUAUUCUGGUUUAGGGAUGUCAAGUCAGAUUUUCUGUACUGUAGUAUACAGGUGUUGGCUUUAUGAUAAAGGAAUAAUAUUCCCUCCAGACAGGUGUGUCCCUCUAAGUGAAGGGAAGACUUUGUAUGUUCCUGUGUUAGUAGAUGCACGGAUAUACAUCUAGUUUGGGUGGCUGCAUGCUGACCUUUCAAAAUCCCCAUAUUCAGGGGUUCGGUUCUCUCAGCUGACAAGUCUAUUGUUGCAGUAACAAAACCUUUGGUAAAAUUAGUGUUACCCCAGAAAAGCACAAAUUCAUCCCUCCCUCCCCUACUUUAUUCUAAUUGACCUCAACUUCGUUUUUUCUGUUCUAUAGUUAUUGACUGAAGUAUACACUGAGGGUUUGGUGAGGCCCAGGGUAAAUGAAUGGUCAUGAAAUUAAUUUUGGUAAUUAUGUAGGGCCUACUCUUUAUGCAGCUGAUAAACUAGUAAUCAAAUGUUCAUUUCUUCAUACAAGAUUGUUCCUGGAAUAGAUUAUUUCUUACUUGAACUUCUAUAAAAUGGACAUUAUUCAGAAUUAUCAGUAUAUUCUUGUGCUAAGAAAUCUUAGCAGUAAUUUGCUUUUGGAAGGCAUGGGAGAAUUUUCUGAGACUUGAAAGAAGGUGGCUCUUUUCCAAAUUGUCAGUUCUGAAGCAGAGGAGAGAGAUUAUUUGAUUUCUGUGUUCUUAGAUACUGUUCAGUAUAGCUGCUAAUGGAGGAAUUUGGAUUGAAGCUACUCUGGGUUUUUUCAUGUAGAGCCUGCACUCUUAGAUAACUUUCUUCUUCUCCAAGAAAGAAGGCAGUGAGAUCUGGAAAUAGUUCUGGGGAGGGAGUGACCCACAGUGUUGGUGAGAAGUGUAGAGCUGGAUCCCGGGGAUUCUGGAAUUGUGAUUGGAGUCGUGGAGAAUUCCCAGUCCGUCCACAAUGGCAGAAAGGACAGAUGGUACAGAGUCCCACGUUUCAGGGGCUGAAUACAGCCCUGUCAGUAAAUCAGAAAGGACAGAUCCAAGUACCACGCAGCAUGGAAGUGAAAAUGCUUUGCAACUGAAGAAAGAAAUAUCUUUGCUAAAUGGGAUAAGCCUUAUUGUAGGCAACAUGAUUGGUUCAGGUAUCUUUGUCUCUCCCAAAGGAGUUCUCAUCUACAGCAGAUCUUAUGGAUUGUCUCUGGUAGUUUGGGCAAUGGGAGGGAUAUUUUCAGUCUUCGGAGCUCUCUGCUAUGCUGAACUUGGAACCACCAUUACGAAGUCAGGAGCCAGCUAUGCAUAUAUCUUGGAGUCUUUUGGGAGCUUCAUUGCUUUUAUUCGUUUGUGGACCUCACUGCUCAUUGUUGAGCCAACCAGCCAAGCAAUUAUAGCCAUCACCUUUGCUAACUACAUAGUUCAGCCCUUCUUCCCUUCCUGUGACCCUCCGUAUCUGGCCUGUCGCCUCAUAGCAGCUGCCUGUGAAUGUCUUUUAACAUUUAUAAACUGUGCCUAUGUUAAAUGGGGAACACGUGUGCAGGAUAUAUUUACUUACGCCAAAGUUACUGCUCUCAUUGCCAUCAUCAUAGCUGGAAUUGUUAAAAUAUGCCAGGGGCAUACAUCACACUUUGAGAACUCUUUUGAGGGAUCCUCUUCUAAUAUUGGAGACAUCUCCCUUGCACUAUAUUCUGCCUUGUUCUCUUACUCUGGUUGGGAUACGCUCAAUUUUGUAACAGAAGAAAUCAAAAACCCAGAAAGGAACUUACCUCUGGCUAUUGCAGUGUCUAUGCCAGUUGUGACUAUUAUCUAUAUUAUGACCAAUAUAGCUUACUAUACAGUGCUGGAUGCUCAAGCUGUUCUUUCUAGUGAUGCUGUGGCAGUGACAUUUGCUGACCAGGCAUUUGGUAGCUUCAGCUGGACAAUUCCCAUUGCUGUAGCCUUUUCUUGUUUUGGUGGACUUAAUGCUUCAAUUCUAGCAGCAUCAAGGCUGUAUUUUGUAGGAUCUCGAGAAGGUCACCUUCCUGAUCUGCUGUCUAUGAUCCACAUAGGGAGGUUCACACCUGUGCCAGCGCUGCUCUUCAAUUGUAUUAUGACCCUUUUUUACCUGGCUGUGGAAGAUGUCUUCAAGCUUAUUAAUUACUUCAGUUUCAGUUACUGGUUUUUUGUUGGUCUGUCUAUUGCUGGACAAUUAUAUCUGCGCUGGAAAGAACCAGAUCGACCCAGGCCUCUUAAGCUGAGCCUGGCUUUCCCAAUAAUAUUCUGUAUGUGCACAAUAUUUCUGGUAGUAAUACCACUCUAUAGUGACUUUAUAAAUUCAGUGAUUGGAAUUGGCAUUGCUUUAUCUGGAAUUCCAUUCUUUCUCUUGGGAGUCUAUUUACCUGCAUCGAGGAGACCUCAAUUUAUUAACAAGAUUUUAGGUGCAGUCACACGAAAGGUGCAGCUGCUCUGUUACUGUGUUUUAACAGAGAUGGACACAAAUGAGGAAAAGAAGUUAGAAAGAAAAUCCAACUAAAAUUUAAAGCCAUUACAAGAAGCAGGAGGGAGGAUACAGCGGUUAAAACAACUAUAAAGGGAAGAGGUAGAACUGGAAAAAAUGGGAAAACUGUUUCCAGUGGUCUUUUAGAAAUCCUGAAAACGUCCUUACAGUUGGGUUCCCACAGAGAUCACGCCCUCACGUCAUCCUCCUGAACUGGGCCGUGUUUGCAGGGCGUGUUUUCCUGGGAUGAGGAGUAUCUGCCCAUGUCAGGCACAGCAGCUGUGUCAGUGGUUCCCUCAGAACUGUGUUAGCAUGGGAAGAGCUCCCAGAUCAAAUCCAAUUGCUGCACAGCCAGGCAGUGAAGUAAAUGCAUUUUUAAGUUAGACUGAAAACCACUUUGACUCAAAAGACCAAGUCAUUGCCAGCUUAAUUCUGAUGGAUUUUUGCAUGAAAUGUUUUGCUGUGCUAUCUCAGUUCUUACCCCAGAAGACAACUGGUUACACCUACCUACCUAAUUCGUCAUUGAGAAGAAAAAUGAAUAAAGUUGUGCUCCAUUAUUUAAAGACUGAACCAACUUUUCUCCCUUAGAGAUAAGUAUUUUAUGCCAUAUACUACGUGGAAUGUGGUAUCUGACCGUGGCAAAGAUUUAAUCAACAAGGCACCUUGGCACUAAAAGUUUGAUUAACAUUUGAUGAUU
Molecule: messenger RNA, 3632 nt
Organism: Lepidothrix coronata (blue-crowned manakin)
Lineage: Eukaryota; Metazoa; Chordata; Aves; Passeriformes; Pipridae
Gene: SLC7A6
Product: solute carrier family 7 member 6
Exons: 10
Coding region: 1424-2971 (515 amino acids)
Biological process (GO): amino acid transmembrane transport
Cellular component (GO): membrane
Molecular function (GO): L-amino acid transmembrane transporter activity
Source: RefSeq, a predicted model, not a curated record